CCAGUCACGUGACUGUUUCAGGGAUCAGCCUUGGCGGUUGGCGGUCGGCUGGACAUUCUGGGCGUCGACCAGUGCAACACAAUUAAUUAUCCCCCGCGCAUCUUCACAACUUCACCAUCCCUUCACAUCUACCAUCCUCACCAUGGAUCUCGCCAGCUUGAAGGAGGCGGCGGCCAAUCUUACCCUCUAUGACCUGAAGGCAGGCGUACGGAAGGUGCAAAAUGCUGUGAUGAACUACACCGAGAUGGAGGCCAAAGUUAGAGAAGCUACAAAUAAUGAACCCUGGGGUGCCAGCUCGAGUCUAAUGCAAGAAAUUGCCAAUGGAACAUACAACUACCAAUUGCUGAACGAAAUUAUGCCCAUGAUCUAUAAGCGGUUUACUGAAAAGGCCGCCGAAGAAUGGAGGCAAAUCUACAAAGGGCUCCAGCUCCUAGAAUUUCUGAUCAAGAAUGGUUCAGAACGAGUCAUCGACGAUGCACGAUCACACCUCACACUGCUUAAGAUGCUCCGGCAAUUCCACUUCAUCGACCAGAAUGGCAAAGAUCAAGGUGUCAAUGUCCGAAACAGAGCCAAGGAACUUGCGGAACUUCUCAGUGAUGUGGACCGGAUACGAGCAGAGCGAAAGAAAGCCAGGACUACACGAAACAAAUAUACCGGUGUUGAGGGAGGGGCAGGCAUGGGAGGCGGUCUGUCCAGUAGCAGCCGAUAUGGAGGUUUCGGUAGUGAAGAAUCCGGAAGCGGGGGCGGUGGAGGGUACGGAGGGUACAGUGGAGGCGUAUAUGGAGACGGGGGCGGAUUCGGUGGCCAGCAGGGUGACUUCCAAGAUUCUGGAAGCCGUGGAGCUUCUGGCGGAGGCGGCCGAGACAGAUUCGAGGAAUACGACGAAUAUGACGAAGGAGCCGUUGCUGCACCAGGAAACAGGCAAGUAGAUGCAUCAACAGUCUCGGCCCGGCGGAAGACUAGAGAAGGAACUUCGAAGAAACCAGAGCCACCGAAGAAGAAAGAGCCAGAGGUUGAUUUGUUUUCAUUCGACGAUCCGGUUCCAGUCUCCGCUCCCGUCGCAGCGCCCACAACUUCACAUACAGCUGAUGAUGAUGACUUUGAUGACUUCCAAUCCGCUACUCCGUCAGUCCAACCCUCAGCUCCAUCAUUCCCUUCAAUCGCUCCACCUACAGCAACCACAACAUCCAGCACCCAAUACGCCUCUCCACAACCCGUGUCUGCUCCGAAAGCAGCAAAUCUGAGUGAUUUAGUCGGAUUCAAUUCAAUCUCGCCGGCGACCAGCAACACUGCCACUCCCGUCAAUUACUCCGCAUUUUCACCUCCAGCCGUUGCCCAACAACCUCCUCGACCGACCGCCUACCAAGGCUCACAACCAAACUACUUCACAUCAGUUCAAGUUCCUGCCCCACAAUCGAAACCAACAUCCGGAGCUUCAUCCGUCAAAUCACCUGGUGCAAAGCCAGCAGCUGGUGGCGAUGCUUUUGGAUCUCUCUGGAACACAGCCAGCGCCGGAAUUAAGAAGACAAGCACACCCACUUCAUCGCCUGCUCUCGGCCAAUUGGCAAAGGAGAAGGCCAGUGCUGGAAUCUGGGGUGCUACUUCAUCUUCUAGCUCGACUCCUAUGCAGCCGCAGCAGAAGCCUGCUCAGGGUCAGCCACAAUUGGGAGGACUGGAUGAUCUUUUGGGUUGAGAGACGGGAAAUUGUCAGAAUAGGUUCUACUGAGGGGACGCAAGGUGGGCGUUUAUGAUAGAUAACGGCGCGUAAAAUCAUAUUAGUUUCACUAACAACUUCUAAUCGAUUGAUUGUGACUCGC
Hyaloscypha bicolor E is the source of this 1817-nucleotide messenger RNA. Its product is annotated as ENTH-domain-containing protein. The transcript has 4 exons. Gene Ontology annotation, biological process: endocytosis; Golgi to endosome transport. Gene Ontology annotation, cellular component: endosome; plasma membrane; clathrin vesicle coat. The record is from RefSeq and is a predicted model, not a curated record. Lineage: Eukaryota; Fungi; Ascomycota; Leotiomycetes; Helotiales; Hyaloscyphaceae. The coding region runs from base 143 to 1693 and encodes 516 amino acids. Gene Ontology annotation, molecular function: clathrin binding; phospholipid binding.